AAUAAAAUAAAAGGUUGAGAUUCAUUUUUGAUAAAUUAAAUGAAAGGCUAGGAUUGUAUUUGGGUGGAAUCUCAAACUACACUUAUAUAGUAGUAUAGAUAUAGAUAUGAGAGGACAAUUUUCUAAAACUAAAAUGAGUAAUUAAGGUUUAAAGAUACGCCAAUUAGAAGUUAAUGACCGCAAAAGGGAUUCUGAUUAGGCUGCGCCGCGUGAACACGUGAGAUGAGAAAAGGUAGUGGGUCCCACUGAUCGGAAAUAACCGAUCCUGGCCGUUUAGAAUACAGAUCUUGGUGAGGCAAGGACGGUGCACGGUGGCGUGGACCGACUUCCCGUACUUCCCACCUCUUCUUCUGUAAUCGUCGGGUCGAAGGCAGAAGGGAACUAGUCCUUACGUUCGACCCUCGCCGAGCGCUCUCAUGUCGAUCCAAGGUCAGCUUCUCGAUGUCACAGUUGUGGGAUGCAGCAGGCUGAAGGAUACCGAAUGGAUUUCUCGCCAGGAUCCCUACGUUUGUCUGGAGUACGCUAACACCAAGUUCCGCACCCGCACAUGUACUGAUGGUGGGAAGAACCCCACCUUCCAGGAGAAGACCGUCAUACCGUUAAUCGAAGGUCUCCGCGAGAUCUCCGUCGCCGUAUGGAAUAGCAAUACCAUCACCUUUGACAGCUUCAUCGGAAGCGGCCGGAUUCAGCUGCAGAAGGUACUCUCCCAGGGCUAUGACGACUCUUCUUGGACGCUUCAGACAAAAUCCGGCAAAUUCGCCGGAGAAGUAAAGCUAAUCUUGCACUUCGCCGGCACACAUCAGCAGCAGCAACAGCACGGCCACCAACAACCCAAGCCACCGGAAUCAAACCAUCCAAUGAGCACGCCACCCCCCUACAUGCACAUGGCCCCACCUACUUCUUCAUCCUAUGCUCCGCCGCCGGCUUACCCUUCCCCGAUGAACGCGUACUCCGCCACAAAUCCAGCUUACUCAUCUACAUACCUGCCCGCCCCUUAUCCAUCUUCCACCUACCCACCGCCGGCAUACCCACCCGCCGCCUAUCCGCCCACCGCCUAUCCAUCGCAGCCAUACCCUCCUGCACCAGCAAAUCCUUACCAUGCUCCAGGACCUCACUCUGGAAUUUAUCCUCCACCGCCUUACUGAAGGAAAGGAUGCAGUUGAUACUAGUUUGGUUAGUGUGCAGAGUAGACAUGGAUUGAAGAAAUGGUUAGUUGAAAAAGAUUGUUCCACUGUGUUUGACAAGAGUUUGUCUCAGUGUUUUAACUUCUUAUUUUGGUUUUUUUUUUUUGGGAAUUUCUUAUUUUGGUUUGGUUAUUUCAAUUUCUGUGCUUUUUUGAAAAUCUAAUCCGUUGGAAUAAGACAAUUGGAUUGUGGAUC
Molecule: messenger RNA, 1379 nt
Organism: Dendrobium catenatum
Lineage: Eukaryota; Viridiplantae; Streptophyta; Magnoliopsida; Asparagales; Orchidaceae
Product: elicitor-responsive protein 1
Exons: 7
Coding region: 417-1145 (242 amino acids)
Source: RefSeq, a predicted model, not a curated record